Neohortaea acidophila is the source of this 2214-nucleotide messenger RNA. RefSeq lists its product as uncharacterized. The transcript is spliced from 2 exons. The coding region runs from base 1 to 2214 and encodes 737 amino acids. Lineage: Eukaryota; Fungi; Ascomycota; Dothideomycetes; Mycosphaerellales; Teratosphaeriaceae. The record is from RefSeq and is a predicted model, not a curated record.
AUGCUCGCCGAGAUUAUAGAUCUGCCGCGCUUCGCAAGCAUGUUCAACGUCCCCCCAUCUGCGACUUACCCGACUCACCCGACUCCCUACAGCGACACCGAUUUUGCUCGCAGACGGCCUUCCUUGCCCCCGUUCUCGUCCUUACAGGAACACGCCGAUCGCGCCGAUGAAAUGGACGACAACAGCGACCCUACCACAACGCCGCCACGCUCCUCGUCCUGCCACACGUGCAUUCGAAUGCAGUCAAUGUGCCACGAGGUCGCCGUUGCCGUGGCAGAGCUCGACGAGAGCAUUCAGCUCUUGUGCAACAAGGCCAACUCCCGAACAAUCACAUUCCCCAGGAACAAUUCGAUUCGAGCCGUGCAAUGGAUCCUCGACAGGCUGAGACUGGGCAACUUGGACCUACAGGCCACCCUGCGAGCUACACGACCCGCGGGGGCAUUCCAGCCAACGCCCAACUCUGCGUAUCAACCGACGCCCGUGUCUGCACUACAACCCACCUCAUCAUCCGAGGGCGCGCCGCCCGACACAUCGCCCUUGAGCGCGCUGAAACGGCCGGCAGAAAACUGGGAUUCAACAGGCUUGAAACGAACGCGCGUCGCCGGCUCACCCGACCUGGGCUAUCGCACCACGUCUGGCCCCCAGGAUGAGUCGAGAUACUUUCUACAGCGUACGCCUACGGAUCACAUGCGCCCUCCUCGCAACUCGCCAUCCCCCGAAUCGUUCUCGAGCUCGGCAUAUCCAAAGCACCCCUCUCCGACGCCGGGAGAGCGUUCAAUACGCGCCUUACCAUCGCCUUCGUCCGCCGUUUACCCUCCGUCAGCUGCGCCAUCCUACGCGCCUGCGACAGCUCAAUCACCCUCUUCCCCAGUGUUAUCUAACGCGGCAGAAAUGUCCAUCCACACCGGGUCGAGCGAGUCCGCGACUUCCGCGCACAUCGCCGAUCUGCAGCACCAGGUCACGCUAAAAUCCUUGUCUCUGCAGACCCUGCGGUCAGAGUAUGCUUCCUUGCUGCAGAAGCUGCAGCGACUGAACGUCAAAACUCACACGAUUGAAAAGAAGAGCAACGUGGCCAAUCAGGAGGUCAAUGAUCUGACCAACAAAAACGAAGACCUCGGCCAGCAAGUGCAAAGUUUGCAGGAGCAAUUGGAUGAGAGUGAGCGCCGCAGGGAACAAGAUCAGGACAAGGUGGCGCGCGAGAAAGAGCAAUGGAUGCAGAUGCUGGAGUUUGGUCGGCGCCUGCAGAUGAAGACGGAGCAGGACAAGAACGCCCUCGCUGCGCGUGUGGCAGCGCUGCAAGAAGACUACGAGUCGCUCCGGAGAGCUCGCUCCUUCUCUUACAGCAUGACGGCCGGCGAAUCGGAUGUGCAUGCUACCAUGCGAUCCCUGAACGGCAGCAGCUAUCUUGCUGCGCUGAACGCCAGACUUCAAGCUCUCCGCGCCUCUUUGGAGGAAGCGAGACGGCAAGCCCGCGUCCUCGACGAGCGGACCUCCGAUGUGCAUCAGCGGAGCUCAGACAUUGCCAGCGCCAUUGAUCGCACGCUUCGAGAGAUCGACUCCCCACUCCCAGCCCGCCCGCAGACGCCGCUCGCCAUUGCCGCGGAUGCAGACGUGGAGCUGGCGACGGUGCCUCGUCAGCGUCCAGCUGCGCCCGGGAAGAGCAGCGCAGAUCUAAGCCCAGAGCCGGAGGGUGCAUGGUUUGUCACAUCUACCGCGUCUUUGUCAAGUGUGCCGACACCAGCGCCCGCACCCGCAGAGGCGCGCGGCUCGCUCGCCGCCGCCCCACCCGGGUGGCGGCAGCACCAAGGGCGCGCCACCUCGCGCGACCUGCAGUCCACCUCCUCCUCCCUGUCCGUGACGAAUGCUGAGACAACAACCGCCAUCGCAGGGCCCCCACGGAGCCCGGACCGGCGUGAAGAAUCGCGGCGCCCGUCGCACACGACCACCCCGGACGAGCUGUCAGUGGGCUCUGCAACGACCGACGUGACCAUCACCUGGACGCCUCGCCCCGCAUCCCCCAGCAGUGGGAACGAAGCUCAGCGCGCACAGUAUCAGCCGCCGCCCAGCCCCACCCAGGAUCGCCGGCGCAGCGUGCACGCCCGAUCGCACGAGGGCAGCGAUGCGCCCGAUGGUGGCGUGACGACAGCUGCUUCCGGCUCGCAGGAGGCUACUACCACAUCCGCCAUGGCGCCUCCGCCUCGACCUCCGCCUUAG